Coregonus clupeaformis (lake whitefish) is the source of this 877-nucleotide messenger RNA. RefSeq lists its product as uncharacterized. The record is from RefSeq and is a predicted model, not a curated record. The transcript has 3 exons. Lineage: Eukaryota; Metazoa; Chordata; Actinopteri; Salmoniformes; Salmonidae. Bases 1 to 747 code for a protein of 248 amino acids.
AUGAGAAGGGCUGGAUGUCAGGAGGUCGCUGUAAAUGCUGGGAAAAGAAGCCGAAAAAACCCUGAGAAUGAACCUUCACACUCCAACAUCAAAAGGCCUAAGUGUGCAGAGGUCAACUUUCUGCCUAACUUUCCUCAAGGAGAGGAUCCCUCAAGCCUUGACCUUUUGAGGCAGGCUAUUGUCGAGGAAGUAAAGAAGACUGAGAGAAACCUACCCCUUAUUAGUAAGAUGAUGCAGAACACGUUUGCCUUGCGACGACAGAUUAUUGUAAUGUCCUGCCCACCGGUGAAAGAGCUAAUGGACCUCUGGCCUGCUCUUCAUAUGCAGUCUGAGGAAUUACAUGAUGUCCACACAAGGCGUACCACUGUUCUCCAUGCCCUUCCUGAUUAUCUACUAGAGGAAGUCUCUGUAUUUUUCAGAACAUGUGUGGAUGAUAUGGAUGAGCCAGACCUGUGGGAUGCAUCAGUGGUCCUCCUUACAACAGUCAGUGAUGAUGCCACAAGCCCAGUUCACUACCACCCAGUGAGAGUCUCUGUCGUCCUAGAGGGUGAUGUGGUUGUCAGUCUCCCCAGGCUUGCUGAUGCCUUCCUGGUAAUGUUCGGCCUGAUUUAUGCACUACAUCUCAGCUAUCCCAAGGGACUGACAAACACUUUUGAGUUCACACAGAAAAUCUUGCUUGGUCUUGAUGACUCUAAACUGUCACCCAAGCUGCAGAAUCUUAAAAAUGAGCUGAUGUUGUAUGUGUAACUGAAGAUCCAAAAAGGAGUGGUGGAUUCUGAUGGCUCACUCUGUUAGAGCAUAGUCCAUAAUGAGAAUAUGUCAUGUCAGGUCCAUGUUGAAUACUGUUCAACUGUUUAUGUUAAAGUUGCUGCUCUAC